AUGUGGUGUAACUUUCCUCUAACAAACGUCUUUCUUUACAGGGACCUGAGCCAUAAUAAAUUGCAGUCGCUCGACAGCACUGCGUUUAGGAGACUGCGGCACCUAAGUGAGAUGUAAGUAUACUCUGUGUUCUUUAUUUCCCUAGAGUAAACAACGUCCGUCACAAACACUCUCCCUCCACCGCCCCUACACACCACAUGUGACAAACAACCUUUAUGCUUGUGUGUUUACAGAAAGCUUAACAACAAUGAAUUUGAGACGGUACCUGAUUUGGGCCCUCAUGCGGCAAACAUCACCACCCUCAUUCUGUAAGUAUGAAUUACUUUUGAAACAACCCUCCCCCCACCAACCCACCCAUCAAAGUUGUCAGUGCUAGUUAACAGUGUAGAGCUGCUAAGCGCUGCUCCUCCCUCUGUGGUGGAACCCCUUUUGGCUGAGUUGGUUCCCAGACUGGGCUGUCCCAGGCAUGGCAGCCAGUUUGAGACAAGUCAGUCACAUGUCUGAAAGUAAAUGUCAUCGUUGAAAAUGGAAUCGCCAGAGGUGGUUCCAGCGUUUCCAUAAGUGCUGAUCCAGGAUCUGUAAGAUUAGAGUUUUCUAUCUGUCCAUCUCAUUUCCGUUAUAGAUAGUCUAUAUGAGUAGUGUGGCAUUGCAUCCAUCUGGAGGUUGAGUGUUUGUAUACACUCCUAGUAGGAUGGCCCCAGAACAUGAUGAAGCAAUGUAGGGCUUUCAUGUGAUUUCAAAGACAAAUAGACCCAUCAAUGUCAGAGGUUUCAAAGGCAUUGAUUUCGAACUUUCCCCCCGGCACAAUGUGUCUCACAAAAUCAAUGGAUAGGAAGUUUUUUUGCACAAGAAUGCAUCCAUCUCAAAAACUAGAAGAGGCAUAUUCCUCAUCAAGCCUGAACUUGACCAGCUGUAACACCAGAGAAAGAAGCCAACAGCCAAAGGGGAUUCAGACGUCGGCUAUUAGUCAAUUUGUCUUCAGACUUUUAGGUGUGUAGCCUAUAGGCCACAGAUGCGGCUGGCAGGUAUUAUCUGGAACUAAAUCAAAAUACAGUACACCAGGGUAUGUUUGAUUUCCAAUAGGUCUGAUUCAACAUUUAUUUAUGAACUUGGAAACAUUGUCGGUUAGACAACAUUGAGAGUUUUUAUGACUUAUACAAAACUAUUCUCCCCUCCUCUCAAUUCUCCACUCAAGCUGCAAUUUGGUUGAUGUUGCUUUGGAAAACAUAUAAUGUAUGAAUAUGAGAACAAUUCCAAUGGAUUUCACCAUUGAAAGCAAUGUACCGAAGUAUGUCAGCCAGCCUAGUUGUCAUCCUCAAUGUGCAUUUGGGAAUGAUCAAUUCAUACUUUCUUACCACAACGUGUGUUCGUUUGUGUCUGUGAGUGCGUGUAUAGUAUUCCCAGUUGCAUUGCUUAGUGUCUACUCUGCAACUCAAAUCUCUGAGGGGGGGGGAUUUAAAUACAAAAUCCCUCUCCCCCCACUCUCUCUUUCUUUUUUGUUGCUGGUAUUGGCAUCAUUGAUGGAGAAUAUGUGUGUGGUAUUUCCUAUUGGAAAAAGAACAGAGUUUUGAGAAGCCAUCAGAUGACUUAUUUUUCUGACUGGCGCCUGUAAUGAGAAGCAGGGCUGCUGCGUUAGCUGGGGAGGCUCAGGCACACAUCGCAUCAGACUCCAUAUUAAAUAUUACACCAGCAUCUGACCCAAAUGGCUAAUAGCACAGUUAACACAUCAUCUCAACUUUGUUCCUGUACAUUGUCAAGUUGCAGUAGGACCAUAUCAACUACAGUGCUAUAACUGAUACAUAAUACACAACGUCUAUCUGAAGGGAAACAUGGUUGAACAAUGAGAGAAAGAGUUAUGUUGUUGGUUUCGUACAGUGUUUCCCAACCGUGGUCCUCCAGUACCCCCAACAGUACACAUUUUUGUUGUAGCCCUGGACAAGCACACCCAUUCAGCUCAUUGAGGGAUUGAUGAUUAGUUGACCAGUUGAAUCAGGUGUGCUUGUCCAGGGUUACAAUAAAAAUGUGUACUGUUGGAGGUACUCGAGGACCAGGGUUGGGAACCACUGGUUUAGUGUUGAGUUACAAUGUGUUACAAUGUCUGUUGCCAAAAGCUUUGUAAACAAGACAUCCAAGCAUAUCUGUCAGCUUAGUUCGCCACAGAGCUAACACUUUAUAAGAAAUAAUGAAUUGGUUGAUAAGCAGAAUAUGAAGCCCUUUCCAGUUCCAACUCAGUUACCUUUUCCAUACACAGAGAUUCUAUCAAACCCUCUUCUCCAAAUACCUAAUCAGCCCUGGAAUCACCAUAUCAUUUGUCGAGCCCACCAAACUCAACGAGAGGUGAUUUCACAGCAAUCUGGUUAAAGCCCCCAUCCCCUACCAUAAAUUCCUGGGAAAUUGUUCAAUUAAUUAAGAUGAUCACGACUCAAUUACUACCAGCUGCAGGGUUAUUGCAGUUUGUUUUUACUCUGGGCUGUGGGGUCAAGGAAGUUGACGAGAGCUGCCGCUAUGUCUGCCUGGCUGUUUGAAUAAGUGGCAUUCGAUACCCAGGGGCCUUUUUUCCUUACUCCACCCCCCAGGCCAGAGAAAUGGAGGAAGGGGAAGAAAAUCUCCAGUAUGUGCGAAUGGAAGGAAAAAUCAGACUGUACUAAAUGGAGAAAAAAGGGGGGGGGGGGGUUUAGGAUUAGGAAGCCUCAGUUGCUGAUUCCAUCUUAUUGCGUUAUUAAAAUGUGGAGUGUUGCUGACUUUGGGGUAAGUUGUUUGUGUGUGUGUGUGUGUGUAUCUGUUUGACAGCUGCUUCUGCUGUUUAGCUAUAAUUUACGCAUUUCAAAAAAUUAUUUAAUUCAAAAAGGAACAUUUCUGUUGCAGCGUCAGCUGUCUAUAAUCGUCUCACACUGUGGUCUUGUUUAUGUAGGUCAUAUUUCUUCAGAUAAACAAAUUCAGAGUGUGAAGGCAACACAGUCCAAAAAUGUGGAGUAGAUUUGCCCGAAAACUGCCAAAUUAGACACAAGUGUAAUUCAAAUGGAGAUGUGCUACUGUGUGGUCUUAUUUUUUUAAAUGUUUGCUUUUGUUGACUGAUAUCAAUUACAUUCCUUAGAGUACACUUCAAUGAGUCUGGCAGCACAUUUCAGCUGAUCUAGGAUCAGCUCACCAUUAAUGUAGGGUACACCGCCUUCUAUUCGAAUAGUUAUUAAGUUGGCUACUAUACCCAAAGGCUUGGAGUUUCCUCAAGUUGCGACACCUGCAUGUGCUACCUGAUUCAUUUCAUGAAUAAGCAAAGCAGAGUUUGAUAGAUGCUUUAAAUUCCUAUUUUCAUAUGUUUCAAUGUGUGUUAGUAUGAGAAGCUAAAACCUGAAGACACCCAAACAAGACUGACUGGCAGGCGAGUCCUGAAACUAUUAACAUAACGGUGCAUAAUAACCUAAUUUGUGAGAAAAUUGGUUAAACAAAUUUGAACUGUGUGCCGUCAAAAUGGACAAUGCCCCGCUUGUUUGUCCGUGGAGUUGGCCCGACACAGGUGGAGAUCAACAGAUAACCACUUGGAACUCUCCGGUACACAUCGGUUUGCCUUUCAAAAGCUCUCAUUAGAUGUCUGGGCAGAUGUUGGGGAGUAGAGAGAGAUGGAGAGAAACUGUUUUGUUGAAUGGACCGUAGCCAAGUUCUCCUUCACGUCUCUCCCUGUAGGCCUCAACUGCACAGUCUCAGUUGAUAUCACAGCCCUCAUCUGCAUUAUCUUGCCACAAUGUUUAAGGUUAGAGUUGGUUGGGUGUUGAGAUUCAGGGUUACUGUAGUAUGUUGUACUUACAGGUUAAUACAACAGGGUUCAAUUAAUUGCUCUGAGAUUCAAGCAAGUGAAGCAUAACAGUUCCUGUAGGUCCUCACCUAGCCUAUCUCUCUGUCUAUCUGGAGAGGGCUGGCGUCUGCUGUGUGUAGUCCAUGUUUUGCCAGAUGGUCUUGACCACAUCCUUCAAAAUAGGGGACCUCAUGGGGGUUAUAAAAGGCAUUGACUUGUGUGGUCUUUUUAGUUUUUUUGUUUAGAGGGUAGAUCAGCUUAUAUUGCAGAUAGAUUGUAACUUCCAUCAAUGUAAUUGUCUGCAUCACUUCCAAACCCCCAUGUUUUUUCUUCCUCUCGCAAAUAUAUAUAUAUACAGUGAGGGGGGAAAAGUAUUUGAUCCCCUGCUGAUUUUGUACGUUUGCCCACUGACAAAGACAUGAUCAGUCUAUAAUUGUAAUGGUAGGUUUAUUUGAACAGUGAGAGACAGAAUAACAACAAAAAAAUCCAGAAAAACGCAUGUCAAAAAUGUUAUCAAUUGAUUUGCAUUUUAAUGAGGGAAAUAAGUAUUUGACCCCUCUGCAAAACAUGACUUAGUACUUGGUGGCAAAACCCUUGUUGGCAAUCACAGAGGUCAGACGUUUCUUGAAUUUGGCCACCAGGUUUGCACACAUCUCAGGAGGAAUUUUGUCCCACUCCUCUUUGCAGAUCUUCUCCAAGUCAUUAAGGUUUCGAGCCUGACGUUUGGCAACUUGAACCUUCAACUCCCUCCACAGAUUUUCUAUGGGAGUAUGGUCUGGAGACUGGCUAGGCCACUCCAGGACCUUAAUGUGCUUCUUCUUGAGCCACUCCUUUGUUGCCUUGGCCGUGUGUUUUGGGUCAUUGUCAUGCUGGAAUACCCAUCCACGACCCAUUUUCAAUGCCCUGGCUGAGGGAAGGAGGUUCUCACCCAAGAUUUGACGGUACAUGGCGCCAUCCAUCGUCCCUUUGAUGCGGUGAAGUUGUCCUGUCCCCUUAGCAGAAAAACACCCCCAAAGCAUAAUGUUUCCACCUCCAUGUUUGACGGUGGGAAUGGUGUUCUUGGGGUCAUAGGCAGCAUUCCUCCUUCUCCAAACACGGCGAGUUGAGUUGAUGCCAAAGAGCUCGAUUUUGGUCUCAUCUGACCACAACACUUUCACCCAGUUCUCCUCUGAAUCAUUCAGAUGUUCAUUGGCAAACUUCAAACGGGCCUGUAUAUGUGCUUUCUUGAGCAGGGGGACCUUGCAGGCGCUGCAGGAUUUCAGUCCUUCACGGCGUAGUGUGUUACCAAUUGUUUUCUUGGUGACUAUGGUGCCAGCUGCCUUGAGAUCAUUGACAAGAUCCCCCCCGUGUAGUUCUGGGCUGAUUCCUCACCGUUCUCAUGAUCAUUGCAACUCCACGAGGUAGAUCUUGCAUGGAGCCCCAGGCCGAGGGAGAUUGACAGUUAUUUUGUGUUUCUUCCAUUUGCGAAUAAUCGCACCAACUGUUGUCACCUUCUCACCAAGCUGCUUGGCGAUGGUCUUGUUGCCCAUUCCAGCCUUGUGUAGGUCUACAAUCUUGUCCCUGACAUCCUUGGAGAGCACUUUGGUCUUGGCCAUGGUGGAGAGUUUGGAAUCUGAUUGAUUGAUUGCUUCUGUGGACAGGUCUUUUAUACAGGUAACACGCUGAGAUUAGGAGCACUCCCUUUAAGAGUGUGCUCCUAAUCUCGUUACCUGUAUAAAAGACACCUGGGAGCCAGAAAUCUUUCUGAUUGAGAGAGGGUCAAAUACUUAUUUCCCUCAUUAAAAUGCAAAUCAAUUUAUAACAUUUUUGAAAUGCGUUUUUCUGGAUUUUGUUGUUGUUAUUCUGUCUCUCACUGUUCAAAUAAACCUACCAUUAAAAUUAUAGACUGAUCAUUUCUUUGUCAGUGGGCAAACUUACAAAAUCAGCAGGGGAUCAAAUACUUUUUUCCCUCACUGUAUAUAUAUCCUUUAAAAACAUAUAUUUCCCUUUAUUUAUUUCCAACCCCACCACCCCGUCCCUAAUUGGAGUAAACUAGUGAACAACAACGCUUAGGCCUCUACUUCCAGCUUAUACAUACUAUUAUGGACACAGUCAAUUUUACAAUUAUUCAAUUUUGUUUGUUUUUACUCCUGAACUUCCUCUACCCUCAACCUCUCCGAUCAUUUUCAUGAUGUCCAUCCGGUUUGCUUCUAUAUGCCAUCUCUUUCUAACUGUGCUCUUUCACAAAAGCUCUCAACCUAUAACCUAUUUACUUAUUAUGGACACAGUAUGCUUUACAUUAGUUAUCUUGUUAUUAUUAGUUCUUGUUAGUUGUAAUUAGUCCCAUCCUUCAGCUCCAUUCAACACCUCCCAUCUAUCUCUUAACACCAUCCAUAUUGGAUUUUUAUUUGCCAUAUAUUUUUCAACUGUACUUUGAGGUUUCACAAAAGUUCUGAACCCUUCUAUUCUCAUUGUUUCUACAGAUUGUUAUUGAAAAUAAACAUUUUUGCUAAAAGUAUUAUUAUAUUAUUGAUCGAUUGACUAUGACUUUUCAGAUCUCCCAGUAGUGCAAUCUGCAAGGUUAGCUCCAGGUAAAUACUGCAAUCCUUCAGCCAUUCCUGGACCUGUGUCCAAAAACAAGCUACAAAUGGACAGUACCAAAACAAAUGAUCUCAUGAUUCUGUCUCUUCGCAGCAAAAUCUGCAGAGCUGGGAAGAUUGUAUCCCCUAAAUAAAUAACAUUCUAUUGGUAGCAAGAAUUUUGUAUAAUAAUUUAAAUAGAAUUUUUUUUGAAUCUGGCGUCGUUUUGCGUAUCAGUUCAUAAACACUAUGCCAUGGAAUCAGUACGUCAAAAAUCUCUUCCCAACUAUUUUGCAAUACUUCCCAUGACAUGACUCUUGUAUGGAUUCUUAUCCUCCAUAUGGGUCAUGUCAAGUUUUCAAAGCCAUGGAGACGCUCAUUUGUAGCAGCACUGUUUGGGUUCAAGUGUGAAGUGUGUCAGAGAGUAAGCAUUAACAACAUCAGCUUGGGACACCAUGUUGUAUUUGGGGCGUCUCCGAUGGAGGUGCUGCUCCUUCUCCACAGCUUAGCUGAGGGUCAGCAUCACAAGCAGCUAAACUGAAUCCUUGAUGUACUGUAUCCGGCCCAUUUGCACUCAAAUAUGUACUCAUACAAGCUACACUCAAAGGUUUGGUCAUAUAUGAGUUGUCUGGUCAUGGAGUCUAGGCUUCAGGGUGAGGCUCCACAGCUGGCCAGAUGUUUACUAUUGGGGGAAGGGCGAUGGUGUUGGGGUACAAAGACCAGGGACUCAUCAUCAUCACCACCACCACAUCACACCUCCCUCCAGCUGACAGGCCCCAGGGUUAGUCCGUCUUUUGUAGAGGAACAUGGACUGAGCAGCCAGCGCUGACAGUUGCUAUCCAACCGACCCUCCCCCCAAAAUAUAUUGAUGUCCGGAGCGCCACAAAACUGGAAAUACAGGUUCUUUAUUCUUUUCUCUCAGCGACCAGUCAGGGGAACAUGAAAAUCGAGACCCAGGUGGUGUGUGCCCCUUUUGUUUGGGACCACAGAGGCCACGGUGCAUGGAAAGCCCUUUGCAAAUCUGCACACAAAAGGCUGGCUUGUACCCUUUCUACUGCGGGUGGUGUGCUGCACUGCACCUAGCUCAGCCUGUGGCUGUUGCCUAAACUGUGUUAUUUAAAAAAAAAUUAACUAAAUAAGACCAUUUUUAGGCAGUGACUGAGUGUUUAAUACGAAAAAAAGGGGAUUGGGUUUCAGGCUCCCAGAACCAACCCUCUACCCCCACCCUCAGCCCCACACUCUUACAGUCGGUUGGCAUAGAACCAAGCAUUGAGUCUUGGCCUUGCCAGAGGCUAGGCAGAGGGACGUGCUGUGGCAGGUUCUACCCCUACGUGCCCCAGACAUCCCAUCAACCUCUCCUCCCUGGGCCUCUAUCCAUAUAUCCUCCUGGACUUUAUUCCAGGUUCGACUGACUGACAGACACACUCGUCUGUUUUCCUCUGGAUGUUGUGGUGGUAACGCUGCCAAGGGGUGUUACUGUCUCUACGUGGGGAGCCCAGUCAUAAGAGAGGUAUGGAUGGCAGAAGAUUUAGGGAAAUGUGUGGAAAAUGACUGCUCUGUCCAAGUCAAAGAUCCCACUUUCUGAGGCUUUAUGAUGGACUGAGAAGCUACGUUGCCACUGUGCUCAAUUUCUUGCUUGAUUGUAUCUUCAGUGCUGUUUUAGUCUCGCUUUGGCCAGGCGUACAGCGGAGCUGAGCCAGUUUGAGACUUUGAGUCUGGCUCUCGACUAGUGCUGGUUCGGUGUGUUAGUUUCAUUGUUGUUUUCUUAUUGGCAGCUUCUUGAAGGAUACUAGUGUUCACAUAAACCAGUACUUCACAGCCAUGUCAAUGUUUAUCCAUUUCUCAAAAGGGAUGUAUGUUGACGUGCUUUGCAUGCACAGUAUAGGGAAAACACUAACAUUCACUUUGUGGUCAGGAUCAGGAAAAUGCACAAAAGAUAUGUAUCAUAAAGAAGAUAAAAUUAAGUACUGAUGCAUUAAUACAAGUAAAACAAUUUUUUUGGGGGGGGUUAUGUUAGCCUUGCAAUUAAUACUGAAAAGGGGCCUGCAGUUUGGUGUAUUAGAGGGAAUUCCUACUCUUUACCCUCACUCUCUCUUUCCCUCGCUCGCUCUUUCUCUACCCGUCGAGGCCCAUCAACAAAGACGGCUCUGUACAGACACUGUUUAUAACUAAGCAGUCCCUGCACUGCAAUUUAGGAGGCGUGCAGCUCAGGAAAUUGCCGGCCUCUGCUGAGGCAUGCUUUCACUGAGGGAAUGGUAUUCAUCAGCCAAGUAAUUGGCAGGUUAUUUUUUUAAAUACCUUGUUAGUAAUUACCUUAUAAACAAAAUAACACAGCACUAAACCAAACGGCUGUUUUGACCUGUUGAGAUGAGUAGUGACAUUGGUUAGCCCUAGUAUUGCCCCUUCCUCCCCCUUUCCUAGACAACCAGGGAACGGUGUUCUUUUUCAUGGUUCAGGGAGAGACUCAAUGUUCCAGGAAAAAUGUCUAAUAUUAACAUAAUAAUAAUAAUGAGAACUGGGGUAGCGAGGUUCGAGGGGAACGCUCAGGCGAGGGUGGUCAUUUUUUAAAUACCGCCCGCUAAUUGACUGCUCUGAGUAUUUGUAUGUCUGGAAACGUUAGACUGGUGACCCGCGUUGUUAAAAUACACCGUAUUUUCUAGCGUUCAUUGGAGCCGUUCUAUCUGUGUUUUCAGAGCAAACAACAGGAUCACGAAGAUCUCUCUGGAGCAGCUGAGGCCCCUGCGAGGCCUGGAGACCCUGGACCUCAGCAAUAACAGCAUAGUGGAUAUCAAGGCUGACUCCUUCCCUGCACUGCCUCUCAAGAACCUGUGAGUCCGUCCGUUUUGACUUUUUACCUAAAAUGAAUGGUUAAACUCCGUCCAAUAAUACUAUCUAAGUCUGGAUCAAAUAGUUACAUUUUGGUGGAACUACAACACUGUUUGGUCAUUUUUCCUCUUUGGAAUUAAUGAUAUGAUCAAUGUAUUUUCUUCUCUUGUAGUAUCAUGAACAACAACCGCAUUUCCACCCUGGAGACGGGCUGUUUUGUCAACCUGUCCAGCACUCUGCAGGUCCUCAGGCUCAACCGCAACCGCCUCUCGACCAUCCCUGCCAAGAUCUUCCAGCUCCCCAACCUCCAGCACCUGUAAGUGACAAUUGCACUUUGAGCACUGUUGGGGUUGACCGCUUCUUGACUUGCCCUCAAACUAUACUAUGACCGCUCUUUGAACGUUUGUGUAACGGUCCACGUCUUUUCACUACUCUUUGAUGUUUCUCUGACUGCUCUGUGAACUUCCUGAAAACGCAUUGUGACUGCACAUUGACAGUGCGUUGACAUCUCCAACCACUCUUUGACCACUCUUCCAACAGUCAUUGACAUCUUCUUGGCUUCUCUUAGAUGAAUUAGAUUCCUUUUCAACCUCACUUCUUGAGUUAAGUGAACUCUUAUUCCUUCCUGUAUAUAUGAUGAUGCGGUUCUCUUACGGUCUGCUUGUGGUCCAACCUGCAGGGAGCUGAACAGGAAUCGGUUGCGCAGGGUGGAGGGCCUGACGUUCCACGGUCUGCACGGUCUGCGCUCGCUGAAGGUGCAGAGGAACGGCAUCAGCCGCCUGAUGGACGGAGCCUUCUGGGGCCUCAGUAACAUGGAGGUCCUGUAAGUAACUGUCCUCUGUGACAAGAAAAUGUGUCUUCCUUUACUAGUGGUUGAUUUAACAGUAUAUGUCUGGGUGCAAGUGUCUGCAUACCAUCUUUGGAUACAUAUUUGUAGCCAUUUGUCUUGACAACGAUAGUUGGCCAUAGCCUAUACAGUGUGGUAUCAGUCCAGGCUAGCAUAUGUCUUCAUCUCUGUCUUUCUGUGUGUGUCUAUAUGUAGAUUACUAACCUCUGUGUGUCCUUGCAGGCAGCUGGACUACAACAACCUGACGGAGGUGAGUAAGGGCUGGCUGUACGGCCUGUUGACUCUGCAGCAGCUCCACCUGGGCCACAACGCCAUCAGCCGGAUCCGGCCCGACGCCUGGGAGUUCUGCCAGAAACUCAGCGAGCUGUGAGUGACCCUUUCUUCUUCGUCUCCCUCCCUCUCUUUUUCUCUCUCACUUUCUCUCCUACUUACACUGUGAGCUCCCAACACCUCUCUCUCUCUCUCUCCCUCACUUCCGCCCUCCUUCCUCUCAGUCUCCAACUCGCCACUCCCACACAUACACACUCCCCCCUCUCUUCCUCCACCCCUAGAGCUCAGUGCCAACACCAAUGCAGGGCUCCUGCCAAAAUAUUACGCCCCCCACUUCACCCCCACCACUAUAGCCCCCCUCCUUUAAUGCCUCGCCACGUCUAUAGGGGAGAGGGAGGGAUUUCACAACCAGAGUGUCUGAAGCGACAAGUGGCGGCAGCAACAUAUUGUUUCCUUUGUUGUUAACGUUGUUUAUGGCACUGGCCAAUUACUAAGUCCGCCAUGUUUUUUUUACGAGCGACUAGGUUGUUUCUGAAAGGGGAGUUGUUGUUUUUUCCCAUUUCUCUUAUCAAGUGAACCUGAGUGUAAACCAAAUUGGCAGUUGACAGAUAUUUUUUCGCCCACGCAUUGGUAAAUAGCCUUCUUUCUGGUUUGUUCGUUUUUUCGUCUGAUGUUUGCUUUUGAGGAUUUCUAUUACAAAGUUAAUACUUUUUAUACUGUUUGCUUAAGGUUAAACAAAGUAGGCCAGCUGUGCAAGGUACAAUCUAACUUUCAAAACUUAGUUUAAAAAACUUUCUGAAAGCUUUUAGUAAAGAACUUUAGUUUGACUGGAUAUGCCUUGAUAAUAAUUAGAUAACAUGUUUUAGUGGUGGUUCUAAUGCUUAUUACAAAGUGCUUAUUGUAAUUCAUAGACUGAUCUGGCUAGAUUUGUUGCUAGUGAUCUAAGGCCCGUUUAUCAUCUACCUCAACUGUUUAUUUCUGGAGCAUGGAAGGUACAAUCUAACUAAACCCCCCCCCCCCCCUUCCAUCUGCAACUGUGUGAUGCUGAUGUUCCUUCUCUCUCCACCCGACAGGGACAUCUCGUCGAACCACUUGACAAGACUGGAGGAGUCCAGCUUUGUGGGCCUCAGCCUGCUUGACGAACUCCACAUCGGAAACAACCGUGUGAGCUUCAUUGCAGAUGGAGCCUUCCGAGGACUCUCCCACCUACAGAUGCUGUAAGUUUGAAUAAGGAUGACUAAACUCAAUUUCAGUGAAUUACUUGUCAGAGAUGACAGCUCUAUUGUAUAAUGGUGCUGAAGCAUUAAAUGAUUAUUUUCAACGUCCCACUGGCAGUGAGCGCAUUAGCCAUGGUUAAUAUCACUAAUCCUGGUUCUUAGUUUUCCCUAAUGUUGUUUGAGAAGCAUCAAGGCUCAUGAGAGUUUAGGGAUGAACUUGAUUUAAACUCCGAAGUGACAUGGUUAUAACAGUAAUCAGCCUACACUUUAUCAUUGUUCCAUAAGAGAAGCCCUAUCUCACUUCUAUGAGAGUACAUUAGCAGUUAGCUAACUUCUCAGAUGCUGCCUGCUUGUUGCAUUUCACUUCCUGUCCCUCUCCACACUCAUCGAGGCGUGAGUGGAAAUAUUCCGCCUUGUUUGUUUUCGGUAUGUGAAAUAGAUGAACGUACUGCCUGUGGUUUCUCCCCACACAUAAAAACCUCAACCAGCCAGCAGAGUGAGUCCACCACUCCAUCCCCCCAUCUACAGACCAGCUCCAUAACAUUGCCCCUGGUCCCUCUCUUAAAUGGAACCAAAUGUUAACUGUGCGUGAAAGGUCAGCAGAGGGCAGGUGUGUAGGUAGGUGGACAGGGAGUUGGGGUGGCUUAGGGGGCUUUACCCCCCAGCCCCAGCCCCUCUCCACAACCCGCUCCUCUACCCCCUCCACCCCUCCUCAACCCCAAUCAUUUGUAACCAGGCAUGCAGAGGAGGAAACUAGCUGUUUGAAAGUAUUUGAAGAGACUUGAGAGAGAGGGAGCGGGGGAAGGGUGAAGACAUCCAGCAAAUCUCUUUAGCAGACAUGAUGUACUGCUGUGUGCACAUGCCAUUCAGUUAGGUUAAAAGAGAUUUAGGAUUUUUCAAAGCCCUUUGAUAUUUACUUUAAAAUGUGAUUUACCCCAUCCAUAAAACCCAUUGCUAAAAACGUAUAGUUUUUCACUAAAUUAAGGUGUCUAAAAUACAAGAGGAGGUAGCACAGACGUGUGGGUUUGAGUUCCUCACUGUUAAACACGUUGCAUUGCAUGUGAAGCAGUGUUUUGCUGCGAGACACAGAGAAACCAUCGCAAACACUUAAAAAGCCCCCAAAGUUAGCGAGAAACAUCCUCCAGUGAUGGGACCACUUUGAAUACAAAUGUAAAGCCUUUAACUUUUUUCUCGUCCUUCACACGAAACGCAAAGCCGCACCAAGGUUUAUGAAGACUAUAAUAAGUGCAGUUGUUUUCUGGGUGUGGAUUUUUACAAUGUGGUUUGUCAUUGUUUCUCUGGAAAUAGAGAUCUGCAAAACAACGAAAUCUCCUGGACCAUUGAAGACAUGAACGGACCAUUUUCUGCUCUGGACAAACUAAGGAAACUGUGAGUUGGCUUGACUUUACCAUGGCUAUGUCUUCUAACCUGUUGAUUUCCAGAAGAUAGAUUAGAAACUAUAAAAUGGGCCAUGAGAACUGAUUUGAACUGGAAGUAUUUGCUUCUUAUCAUAAUAUAAAUUGCUGUAUUUGAAUGACAACUCAAAUAUCCUUUUCUCAGGUUCCUUCAAGGGAAUCAAAUCCGCUCGGUGACCAAGAAGUCGUUCUCUGGCCUGGACACACUGGAGCACCUGUGAGUUGACCUUCAAAUAAAUAUGAUCAUUGGUCUGUCUCAACUGUCCUAAAGCUGUAAACUUAAUGUGGGAUAAUCCAUAACCAUUAGAAACAAAGCCUGUUUGUGAGAACCACACAACCUUAAUGUCUCUGCUUAUUCUCUAGACUUUGAUGAAAAACAGAGCUGUCUGGUAUUCACCAUCUCCAUAUGUGGGGAGACUAUUGAUCACUAACUGCUUAGGUAUGGCUAGAGGAGUGUGUGUGUGUGUGUGUGCGCGCGCCUGUGUGUUCGUUCUUGCGUGUGUGGAGGUUUCUGUGUGUACAAGUGUGUGUGUUUAUAUCUGUGAAACAGCUGCAUUUGAUUCUAAUUAACUUUUUUUCCCAGUCGUGUCUGAGCUCAAAGGAGCCGAAGACAGGCCCCUCUUGAUUAACAAAGCACGGUGCUGCCCAGAUUUAUAUUGUACUCCAGACCUUUUCUUCCCUCUCUCUCUGAUUAUUGAAGUGUUAGCAGUCUUCCUCCAGAUAGGUCUAGACGGAGGGGAAAGUUUGCCAUCUUUCUGUGUACAUUCCCCUGGUUCUGAUCCAUCCAUUCUCCUCGCUUUUCCCCCCUCAGAGAUUUGAGUAAUAAUGCGAUUAUGUCGGUCCAAGGGAAUGCCUUUGUGCAGAUGAAGAAGCUUGAGGAACUGUAAGUAUCUCUGCGUUCAGUCACACAGUAUUCAUAUUCUGCAAUGCCAAUAGACCAGAGUCACUGUUCUGGACUAACUGAGGAAAGGAAAGAGUCUUUCAUAGAAAAUUACUUCAAAAGCACCUAUACUCAUAAAAGUGAUUAUCUUAAAAUGUAACGACCAUAAAAUUGCUCAAGUAUUACGGAGCAUCUUUGUGCCGGGUCUCUCUUGUGAUUCCUGGCUCUAACGCAGUAACCCCCCCCCCCCCCCCCCCAGGCACCUGAACACAUCCAGCCUGCUGUGUGACUGCCAGCUCAAGUGGUUUCCUCUGUGGGUGGCGGAGCAGGCCUUCCUGCACUACGUGAACGCCAGCUGUGCCCAUCCCCUGAUGCUGAAGGGCAAGAGCGUGUUCACCGUCAGACAGGAGGACUUUGUGUGUGGUGAGUGUGACUGACACACACACACACACACACACACACACAAGCCUCUUAAUGUAGCCCUUGUUAAAAACAGCCAUUUAGCCGUGACAGGUUUUCCAUUUAUGAACUGACCCAGAUUGUUCCAUAUUUUCCUUCAACUCAUGGACACUGAUGGAGCCAGCAUUGUAAUGGAACCAUGUAGAAACUCAGUGAGUUAACAGCUUGGCCGGGUGGAGUCAGAGACAGCAGGGAGAAAAUAAAUAAUUGUUGAGGAAUUUCUGGGACCAGUUUCAUUAAGUAAUUACUACUAUUAGAGCUGAGGUGCUUUGCCUUCAGAGCUUUCAACAUUUACCCAGUCAGAUAGGCGCAUAAAAUCUUAUCGUUUCCAUAUUUAAGCUGGUUGUCGACCAUCACGGUUUAAACAAAAACUGGUUAGCCCCAAAAUGAAUGUCAAUUUGAGUUUAGACCCAUUUACUUCAAAUGGAAACUAAUGUUUUUCCCUUCUUGUCUUCCAACCAGACGACUUCCCCAAACCUCAGAUCACGGUGCAACCUGAGACCCAGUCGGCCAUCAAAAGCACCAACGUCACCUUCGUGUGCUCGGCGGCCAGCUCCAGCGACUCACCCAUGACCUUUGCCUGGAAGAAGGACAAUGAGGUCCUGAAUGACGCUGAAAUCCACAACCAGGCACACCUCCGAGCCCAGGGGGGAGGCCAAGGCCGUGAAACAGAGGUUACAGAGUACACCACCACACUGCAGCUACGCAGUGUAGAGUUCACCAGCGAGGGGAAGUACCAGUGUGUCAUCUCAAACCACUUUGGUUCCUCUUACUCCACCAAGGCCAAGCUCACCGUCAACAGUAAGUUAAAUAACCUACUGGUAUUGAUUUGACUGGUUAUUUGGGGUCAUUUCAAGAGAUUUGUCAUUCUUAGUAUAACUCUCAGCAUGAUAAACUAUGACGAACUAGUACACAAGUACACUGCAAAUAUCAACUCGGAGUGCCCUACGAACAUAUAAAGAAUCUCAUUAUGACUGACAUUGCAAAACCUUGUAACUUUGAUGUCGCUCUUGAAGUGGUGCUGCCGUUAGAUGUCAAAUAAAAUGUCCAUCCCUUUUGUCCCUCCAGUGCUUCCGUCCUUCACCAAGAUGCCCAUGGACCUGAGUAUCCGGGCCGGUGCCACGGCCAGACUGGAGUGUGCCGCCGUGGGUCACCCGUCUCCGCAGAUCGCCUGGCAGAAAGACGGGGGCACAGACUUCCCCGCCGCCCGGGAGCGCCGUAUGCACGUAAUGCCUGAGGAUGAUGUGUUCUUCAUCGUGGAUGUGAAGACAGAGGACAUCGGGUUGUACAGCUGCACCGCCCAGAACACCGCCGGAGCCAUAUCAGCUAACGCUACGCUAACUGUGCUAGGUGAGAAUUGCUCUUUCUAUUUUCACCAGCUAGCAAAGAACUUUGCAUUUGUCUGUGGGUGCCUCUUCAUUUUGACACAGAUACAUUUUUUAUUUGAUGGUAUUCCAUGAGUGUUUCCCCCACAAAUCGACAUAUGAAUCAGGCGUUUUGAGACUGUCAGGCAACUAACACUCCCCCUUACCCCAUUCUCCUCCAGAAACGCCCUCUUUUCUGCGCCCUCUCAUGGACCGCACUGUGGCCAAAGGGGAGACUGCGGUCCUCCAGUGCAUCGCCGGCGGCAGCCCUUCCCCCAGGCUCAACUGGACGAAAGACGACAGCCCCCUUGUGGUCACAGAGCGCCACUUCUUCGCCGCCGCCAACCAGCUGCUCAUAAUAGUGGACGCAGCGGAGGGCGACGCGGGGAAGUACACGUGCGAGAUGUCGAACACUCUGGGCACCCAGCGGGGCAACGUGCGCCUGGCCGUGCUGCCCAACCCCAACUGUGACGUGGGGGUGGGCGCCUCGGGAGGCUCGGACGAGGACGGCUGGACCACAGUGGGCAUCGUCAUCAUCGCGGUGGUGUGCUGCGUGGUGGGCACCUCGCUGGUCUGGGUGGUCAUCAUCUACCAUACGCGCCGGCGCAACGAGGACUGCAGUGUCACCAACACAGGUGAGGAGAGGGUGCCAUUUUGUCUGCACAGGAUUGGCUUUGAGGAGUUCAGUACUUGCAUGCCCAUGUUGCCUCCUCCCUCGAACAGAAAAUAUUGCGAAAUUACAUUUUUGAAACUUGAGUUAUGGGCUCCAGCUCCACAUACUUUGGCUGGUAUGUUAUUAAAACAACACCUUUUCAGAAUACUUUGAAAUGAAUCAGUGACAGACCAUUGCCUUGAACAUGUUAUUAUUAUUGUAUUUCUCUAUGAAAACAUUUCUGAGACUUUUCCCUCCCUGGUGUUUUCCCUGCAGACGAGACCAACCUGCCAGCAGACAUCCCCAGCUACCUGUCCUCUCAGGGCACGCUGGCCGAUAGACAAGAUGGCUACGUCCCCUCAGAGAGUGGCAGUGGCAACCACCAGUUCAUGGCUUCCUCCAUGAGUGGAUUCUACAUGCAGCCUAAAGACAUGAACGGUAGGAGAGCAGCUCUUUCAUUGGAAAUGCAUGGGGACUUUUAUAUUAUGAAUAUAUGCAUUGCAUCAAAGUCAACUGUACUCUGAGCAUUUUUCUAUAUGUAUCAUACAGUAUUGUUUCACCUGAAUACAUAUUGGAAUGGUGUAAGUAAUUUGAGGCAAGUACCAAUGCGUUACUAAUGUGUCAUGUGACUCGUACAGGUCUGUGUCAGCUGGACACAGGAAGUGAAGCGGACAUGGAGGCGGCCAUAGAUCCCCUGCUCUGCCAUUACCAAGGUCCCAUCAGCUCUCUCCUCAGGAGAGGCAACAUGUACACCGGAGAACCCUCAGAGGCUUUCACAGGUCGGUGCAACAGAUAUAUAUAAAAAUAUAUAUAUUGUAGCAUUAUAAAUAUUUUUCCCUAAAUUAAACAAUUUUGUUGCUGUCAUACUGAUCUGAUUUCCCAUGGCUCACUGUAACUUCUCCCCCCCCUCUCCCUACAGGCUAUGCUAUAGACCAGCGGCCCAUCUGCAUAGACUCCUACAGUGGUAGCCUGACCAGCUCCAAGAGGAGGGACUACUAUCCAUGUGGCAAGGCCCUUCAGGACCCCUUUGAUCACGGGAGUCCCAGUGUGCAGAUGCCCAACGGCAGCAGCUUCCACGGGCCACCCCACCUACAGGGCGAGGGCCCCCCCUCCAUGGACGAGGGAGAUGGGAGCGAGUACGGCCGACCUCGGGAGACGACGCUCUCCUCCAAUACCUUCAUGGGUACGUCUGAGGAAAUUUCUCAGUAUGGAUUUGGGUCAAGUCAAGCACAUUUUAAAUUCACUCAAUUACUAAGUGAUUUAUUGAAUUUUCAUUUUCUAAUUUGACAACUAACACAACGUGAAUGUCUCAGGCCUUACCCUGUAUCUCCCUCCGUCCUUCCAUCCCACAGGAACGUUUGGGAAAGCCCCCUGGAGGCCUCAACAGGAAUUCUACCCCGGGUUUGCACCACCGCCACUGGCCCUGCACAACAGCAUGAUGCUACACGAGAAUCCCUACGCAGCCCUGGACACAGACUCAGAACGCGAGGAAGACAAGAACAGCGUCCAGUCAAAGGAUUCUAGAUCGGAAUCGGAAAAGAGUGCCAAUAACAUCUAUGAACAACCGUAUGAUCUCAACAGGACUGCUGCUAGUCAGCAUGGUCGAGCGAGCACAUAGCUGAAUAUGUGCGUUCAAACGAACUGACAUUCCUAUUAGUUUUUCUUCAUUACGAGGAUGACCAAAAUAAAUGCUACCUCAGUAAAUGGACACUUUCUCAAUGAUGGACACUGCAAACGUGCAACGUGUGAAUGUAAAAGGAUAAUGCAUUGUGCCUACAAAAUGCUGAAAAAUUAUAUGAGGAGAUAUUAACAGUGAGGACUGUUCUUUUAUUAAGAAAGGAAAAUGGGAAACAUCUUCAAUUGAAGAUAGAUAUUGAAUAUAUAUAUAUAUAUAUAUACGUUUUUAUACAAAGUUUAUUAUAUUUUGUAAAUUAAGGGUAAAAAUAGAAUCCAUUAUUUUUGCUGUCCUUUUUCCUGUUUGAGUAUUUUGUUUUGUGCGACCGACCAUGCCUGUUCAGUUAUUCUAGCUUUUUUUGUUGCUUUGAGUUAAGCAGCCCUUUGCACAUACUUAUACAUAAUAAAACACCAUAACGUGCUGCUACGUACAUUAAAA
Molecule: messenger RNA, 18391 nt
Organism: Coregonus sp. 'balchen'
Lineage: Eukaryota; Metazoa; Chordata; Actinopteri; Salmoniformes; Salmonidae
Source: the annotation of a GenBank genome assembly